AUGCAAACGCUUUUCGUACAGAAUCAUACAAUCAGCUUUGCACACGUAUUAUGUGCCUACGUCGCAAAAAAUCCACCGUGUCUUCUUCUUCACCAAUCAAAUCAUCCUCCACAUCAGCUGUCUCAUGUUGUUACGUCUCUUUGCCAUAAUCUCCUAGACCCUGACUCGAACACCAUCACUCGGAUCCCAGAUCUAUCCCGGGUCGGACGAUCCACCAGAAUUCUUCUCUCCGAUUACUUCUUGGAGACGGCAAACGCUUUCUUGUUUUGCACGCUACUACUCAAAAAUAUUCAUCGCCUUUGUUCUAAAUACGAAUCUUUAAAACCUAAAUUUCAAUCGGAGAAUAAUGAUUCGUUGGCUUUAGUGGAUCAAUUCACGGAGCUAUCAAGAUGGUUCGCACCGUUUACCUCGUCGGGUUCUCGGAUCCAGAUAACCAGAUCCGGCUGUUUAAACCUGCUAAAACGGCUAGAGUCGAGCCGAGACAAGACACGAGCCAAGCUAAAACUCAUCAAAGGACUAACUCAUAGCUCAUGGAUUCUUGUUUUGGUUCUAGCCACUACAUUGAUUGUAACCAUAGCUUCUCACGCCUUUACUUUGUUUACAGCCGGUCCGACUCUUUUAACCGAUCGAUUCAAACCGGUCGGUUUAAUGAAUAAGCUGACAAAUAAUGCGGCUCGGCUCGAAGUGGCUGCGAAAGGGACGUACAUUUUAAGCCGUGAUUUGGACACGAUAAGUCAAUUAGUGACUCAGAUUAACGAUGAAGUGGAGCACUGUAACAUCCCAGCACCAGGUAUGGGAAUUUUUAGACUUAGGAUAAUUUACGGAGGUUUAGAGAAUGGUUUUAGGGGAUGGAGAAAAUGA
Molecule: messenger RNA, 861 nt
Organism: Arabis nemorensis
Lineage: Eukaryota; Viridiplantae; Streptophyta; Magnoliopsida; Brassicales; Brassicaceae
Source: the annotation of a GenBank genome assembly